AUGGAGUUUAAGAACUCAAGAGAAGGAGUCGUCUUAAGAGUGUUAAGGGAUGCUCCGCCUAGUCAUUACUUAUUAAAAAUUCAGUCUUUCUCAUCUGUUAAGAAUUUAAACAAGUUCACUUCAAACGAUUUUGAUUCUGGGGGCUUCAAAUGGAAAUUGUGUCUCUAUCCAAAUGGGGACAAAGAGAAUAAAGGGGAAGGUCAUAUAUCUAUUUACUUAGAAUUGGCAGAAAUGAGUUCUCUCCCUAUUGGGUGGGAAAUCAAUGUGAUUUUCAAUUUUUUGUAUUUGAUCAGCUUCAGGACAAAUGGGAGAAUAAGGCGUUUCCAUUCAAUGAAGACAGAAUGCGGCUUUUCCAAAUUCUUGGACCUGGAAACCUUUCUUAAUCCAUCAAACGGAUACCUUAUCAAAGACACUUGUGUCUUUGGUGCAGAGGUUUUUGUUAUCAAAAAUACUUUUAAGGGGGAGUUUUUAUCAAAGAUGGAAGAUCCU
Messenger RNA from Pistacia vera, 489 nucleotides. RefSeq names its product ubiquitin carboxyl-terminal hydrolase 12-like. The transcript is spliced from 4 exons. The record is from RefSeq and is a predicted model, not a curated record. Lineage: Eukaryota; Viridiplantae; Streptophyta; Magnoliopsida; Sapindales; Anacardiaceae. Gene Ontology annotation, molecular function: protein binding. The annotation marks the transcript as partial.